AUGAGCUCUUUGGGAAGGGAGUCGACAGAUGGCCAUCUUGACCCGGGAACUGGUCGAACAUCGACAUCGGUUGGUCGCAAGAGCUUCGGCGACCUAUUCGGUCUCAACCGAUUGCGUCAAAAUUCGGAUCUUGGUCAGGGCCGACAAGGCAGCCUGACACCAGCUACUCCUGGCUCCAACACAUCGAAGAACAACUCGUUGCAGAUUGCGCGCGAACCGAUCGCUCUGCCCGAGAAGCUCGAAGACGAAACGCCGGUUAAAUAUCUUGGUCGUAUCGAGGAAAUACUCAGUCGCGGAGUCAUUGCCAGCGCGUUAUCUAAGGGAAGCGAUUCGUUCUCGAUAGCGGUCCUCCGCAGCUACAUGCGCCGCUUCAGCUUCUUUGAAUACCCCAUGGACAUGGCUAUCCGAAAGCUGCUCAUGGAGGCUGAGCUACCCAAGGAAACACAGCAAAUAGACAGAUGCCUUCAGGCGUUUGCGAACCGUUACCACGAAUGCAAUCCCGGGAUCUAUGCCUCUCCGGACCAAGCGUAUUUUGUCGCCUUUUCUCUCCUCAUUUUACAUACCGAUGUUUUCAACAAGAACAACAAGCACAAGAUGCAGCAACCUGACUACUUGAAAAAUACCCAGGGAGAGGGCGUCUCAGACUCAAUUCUGAGGUGCUUUUACGACAACAUUACAUAUACCCCUUUCAUUCAUGUCGAGGACGAUCUAGACCUCAGCAGCGAUCGACUUUUGGCAAACAGAGCCAAGCGGAAGACGCUAUUUCCAGGAGGCACGCCGGAGACAACCGUCAGACGGUCAGCCCGUGAGCCUCUUGAUCCCUAUACUCUUAUAAUAGAUGGCAAGCUGGAUAUCUUGCGUCCGAGUCUCAAGGAUGUGAUGGAACUCGAAGAUCACUACAACUACUUGGGGACGGCAAAGGAUCUCAAUGUCAAAGAGCUUCAGAGAACGUUCUUUAGAACCGGUGUCUUGCAAAUAGUGUCGGCUAGGUCACGGCCAGAUGCGUUCCGCGACGACAAGGGCUCCACCAAUCCGGCCGAGGCGGCUCAAGGCGUUGUUGAUAUCAAGAUCACGAAAGUCGGCCUCUUGUGGCGUAAGGAUGCCAAAAAGAAGAAAACGAGGUCGCCGUGGCAGGAAUGGGGGGCUAUUCUGACCGGCGCUCAACUCUAUUUCUUCCGCAACACUACAUGGAUCAAGAACCUGAUGCACCAGUACGAGACUCAUGUCAAACAGGGAUUCGAUGGGGAGCCGAUUACGUUCAAGCCACCACUCCCGGAAUUCAAGCCUGACGGGUAUUUGCCGACAAAAGAUGCGGUUGCGCUCGUUGACGUCACCUACAAGAAGCAUAAGAACGCCUUUAAGUAUUCUCAACCCAGCGGCUACGUCGAAGAGGUUCUCCUGGCCGACAACGAGGAGGAAAUGAACGAUUGGCUUGCCAAGCUCAAUUAUGCAGCCGCGUUUACAACAUCGGGCGUUCGAAUGAGGGGCGUUGUGGGCGGUAACUACGAGGGCCAGAGCCGGCGUGGCAUAAGGAGGCUCGGCAGUUCAGCCUCCGCACAAGUUAUCCAGACCCCCACCGGCGACGUCAGCAUCGUACGCGGGAAGAUUGACCAUAAGGAGGCCGAGUCAAUCCAGGCGCAACGACGACACACAAUGAUGGAUGCAGUUGCCAAAGCCGACGAGGAGAUCGCACUCAAAGAGCAGGAACUCGAGGUGCACUUGAGGAACGCGCGGCAUUUGCAAAUACUGUCGCCCAUCCAAGCCAAAACCCGAGAUCAGAUCCUUUCAGCCGCGGCCCAUAUGGAUGUCAAAAUCAAAUGGAUCCGCAUGGGCAUCUGGAAAUCGAGGUGUCACCGGGAUGUUUUGUUGAAAGAUUUGGCCGAGGAACAGGGUCCGCAGGGCCUGGCGCCCUCCAAGAUGCAAAAUGGGCACGAGUUCAACGAGGCAUCUCCGUCUCGGGAGAAACCUUCCAAUCUUGAAGCUGGCUCGGCGAGCAGCGUCGCGCGAAGACGUCGGCGAUCAUCUGCUGCCGUUUCUACCAUUCAGGGAUCUUCCAAGGCUCCCCAGGCAGAGCCUGAAUCACCGGUCACCGAGGCCUACCAAACACCGCCGACAAGUGCAACGUUUAGUCCGCACAAGCAUCAAAAUUCUUGGGAUUCUAAAGUCUCCAGGUCAAUGGAAUAUUUGCAACGUAAGAGACCUGGCUCUGGCUCCAGUCAUUCUUCUAUCGAACCGACUUUCUACAGCCCGAAACAGCAUUCGACGCCGCAAAAGGAUAUGGACGUUGAGCAAUCUGCAACUGAUCACCACCAUGAUGACGUCGACGCGAACGAACGGGUGCUCCUGGAGCAGGCCGGCCUUCUCGACUCGGGUUCUCGCGGUAGGAUUCAGCCAGAAAGAAAGCGGACUGGGUCACUGUCCGAAGCCGGAGACGCUUCCGAAUCGCGAGAUGCCCCCGGCUCAAUCGAUAAGCAAGACAAAAUGAAGAUCCGACGCAGCUUGCAACGCACGCUGAGGGAAAGUGCUGGCCAUCUCUCGCAUCACCGCAGUAGGAAGGGCAAAGAAAUACUCUCUGGUGGUGGAUCGGACGACAUGGGCCGUGAAGACGUGCUUACGAGAGGCUCCGGAAGUUUUGUGGUACAUGGGAAGAAAGCAUCAGUCAUCAACUUCGGCUCCGAGCUUCAGCAACUCACUCCGGAAGAACGUAUGAAGCAGCGAAAGCAAGAUCAACGUGACGAGCCUGCAUCCCCCGCUAGCCUUGACGAAGACUUCCACGAUGCUCUGAACAGCUCCUUGGUUCCCACCGAGCGACGAGAAUCGGCUGCUAGUGCAAGUACCGCCACGGCUAGAAGCUUUCGCGAGCUUCACCGCAAAUACUCCUCGGCGCACGCAUCCAAGGGGCCGGUGUUUGGCGGUCGUCUAUCGGUACCUUCUGAUGGCGAAAGCGAAGCAGCAGUCAGCUUCUCGGAUGGGAGGCGGACACCACUUCCUCCAAUCGAGAACGAGUCUGGAGAUGAAGAAAACCAGGUCGCUGUCGGUAGCCUGAGGUCCGGAACGGGCCCGCAGUUCAUCGUCAGCCCGCAGCCUAUACCUGCGUCGCUGGCAAACCCGGUGGCAACCCCCUCCGAGCCAACGACUCCGCUAGAACCCCAAAAGGGGGAUGAGAAUGUCCAGGGGGCUGAGAUGCAACGACUUCCCAGCCCAUCCAUACAAGCAGUCAAAGCCUAG
Colletotrichum higginsianum IMI 349063 is the source of this 3228-nucleotide messenger RNA. Its product is annotated as Sec7 domain-containing protein. Gene Ontology annotation, molecular function: guanyl-nucleotide exchange factor activity. The coding region runs from base 1 to 3228 and encodes 1075 amino acids. The record is from RefSeq and is a predicted model, not a curated record. Gene Ontology annotation, biological process: regulation of ARF protein signal transduction. Lineage: Eukaryota; Fungi; Ascomycota; Sordariomycetes; Glomerellales; Glomerellaceae. The transcript has a single exon.